GACCAAUUAUUGGUGAAUAAAACCUAUAUUAAUAUUUGUUCUUCAUCUUUACACAAACUAGUAUAAGAGCUUUAACAUCAAAAAACUCUUUCUGUAUCUUCUUUCUUCAUUUCCAAAACCAUUAAACAAAACAUUUGGCCAGAAGUUGAAACUUUUGAUAUCUGAAAUGGAUUACAAGGUAUCAAGAAUUGGGGAGAUCGUAGAAGGAGAAGUAGAAGAUUCAGAGAAGAUUGAUUUGCCACCUGGUUUCAGAUUUCACCCAACUGAUGAAGAACUUAUAACUCACUAUCUAAGACCAAAGGUUCUAAACACUUUUUUUUCUGCUAUAGCUAUUGGUGAAGUUGAUCUCAACAAGGUCGAGCCAUGGGACUUGCCUUGGAAGGCUAAGAUUGGGGAAAAAGAGUGGUACUUCUUUUGCGUACGAGACCGGAAAUACCCGACCGGUUUAAGGACGAAUCGGGCUACUAAAGCCGGUUAUUGGAAAGCUACAGGGAAAGAUAAAGAGAUCUUCAAAGGGAAAUCUCUUGUUGGUAUGAAGAAAACUUUGGUUUUCUACAAAGGAAGAGCUCCUAAAGGAGUAAAAACCAAUUGGGUCAUGCAUGAAUAUCGCUUAGAAGGCAAAUAUGCCAUCGAUAAUCUCCCUAAAACCGCUAAGAACGAAUGUGUUAUUAGUCGUGUUUUUCAUAAACGGGCAGAUGGUACGAAGGCGCAUAUGUCCGUCGGUUUACCUCCGCUGAUGGAUUCUUCCCCAUAUCUAAAGAGUAGAGGACGAGACUCUUUUGCCGGAACCACCCUUGGUGGUUUGUUUUCUAACAUGACCUGCUUCCUCGACAAAACAACCGACGACAAGAGUCUUGUGGUCGAGUUUAAAGACGAUUUUAAAAAUACCAUGUUCGGUUCGGCAUCGACUAAUUUGAUACCAAACAUUAGUUCUCUGCUAGACUAUGGUCCUCUGUUUCUGCAAGACAAUUCUUCCAUACUGAAGAUGUUGCUUGACAGUGAAGAAACCCAAUUCAAGAAGAAUCUUCAGAAUUCUGGUUCCUCGGAGAGUGAAUUAAUCGCGAGUUCUUUGCACGGUCACGAUCCUUGUGCUUCAACUGGACCAGUGAAUCUUGAUUGUGUUUGGAAUUUCUGAUUUUGGAAAUUGGAACAUUGCAUAUCGGUUGUAUGGGAGAAAAAAUAGGAGGUAUAUAGGUUUAACAGUAUAUGUGUUAUGUGUUUGCUUUAGAAUCUAGAGUCUAAAGACUCAGGAUAUACCAAAAUUCUUGUAACAUUUUGUAAAAAGAAUCAUUGUAGUGAAAAUCUACUCACUUACCAUUUGGAUUAAUCACAAUAGUUUCAAUUUUAGAGGA
Arabidopsis lyrata subsp. lyrata is the source of this 1352-nucleotide messenger RNA. Its product is annotated as NAC domain-containing protein 59. The record is from RefSeq and is a predicted model, not a curated record. Gene Ontology annotation, biological process: regulation of DNA-templated transcription. Gene Ontology annotation, molecular function: DNA binding. The transcript has 3 exons. Lineage: Eukaryota; Viridiplantae; Streptophyta; Magnoliopsida; Brassicales; Brassicaceae. Bases 167 to 1135 code for a protein of 322 amino acids.